Molecule: messenger RNA, 1683 nt
Organism: Arachis duranensis
Lineage: Eukaryota; Viridiplantae; Streptophyta; Magnoliopsida; Fabales; Fabaceae
Exons: 3
Coding region: 1-1683 (560 amino acids)
Source: RefSeq, a predicted model, not a curated record
AUGGAUGAUAGAGUUGUGUUGAAGAUUUAUUGUUAUGGGCAGAUUUUGUUGCAAACAUACGAAGGAGUUCAAUUUGUGUGUGAAAAUCCAGUAGAUGUUGUUAUUCCGUUUACGUUGUCAUUUGAGGAAUUGAAAUGUGUGAUUUGUGAGAAGAUAGAUUCUCAAAGAUCUAGAAGAGUAUCCUAUAUUUUGUACAGGUAUCCUUUAUCUGUGUUUGGUGGGUUCGUUCAAUUUCAGACCAAGUACGUGACGGAUGAAGCGAGUAUGCAUGAAAUGUUUUCAAUGUAUAUGGAAAAUCGCCACCGAAUGUCUUAUAUCGAGUUGUAUGUUGAGUUUGAGCAAUCUGAAGCGGACCGUAACAUUGUGUUGGAAGAUUAUAAUAGUGAAAGCGAGGAUGAAUUUAAAAGUAACUAUGAGAUUGUUGGUCCAGGUGAACACGAAGAUGAAGCUGGCGGCGACAUGAAUGCAGAUGUGGCGGCAGUUGUAGAUGCACUAGCAAACCCGUAUCCGUUUCAGGAGCCUUCUUUCAUGCGGUCGUUGGAUUUGGAGGCUAUGCAUGCACCGGAGUUUCCGCAAUAUAUGAAUCCAGUGCUUCCUGUUGUGGCGGAUGGUGAGUUUACAGUGGGGAUGGAAUUCAGUUCAAGGGAGGCAGUAAUCAAGGCAAUGAAAGAUUAUACCAUCCGGAGAGGUGUAGACUAUCAGGUAUAUGAGUCGGAACCGACGACAUUCUAUGCCAAAUGUACAGAAUAUGGUAAUGGUUGUGACUGGUUGAUCAGGGUUACCAAAAUGCAGAAGAAGUACUGUUGGGAGAUAAGGAGGUACAACGGAAGUCACACCUGUACAAGGUCUACUAUUUCUCAAGACCAUUCGAAGCUGGAUACAAAGAUAGUUGCAGAAGCAAUUAAGCCAUUGGUAGAGGCUGACCCGUCUAUAAAGGUAAAAUCAAUAAUUGCUGAAUUCCAGUCAAAGUUUAACUACACCAUCAGUUAUCGCAAGGCUUGGUUAGCAAAGCAACAGGCGGUGGAAUCAAUUUUCGGAGGUUGGGAUGCAUCGUAUGAAGCUUUGCCCAUAUGGUUUGAGGCCAUGUGUCACAAGGAGCCAUCAGCAGUGGUUCACUUCGAAACAAUGCCUGCUUACCAGGGGGAUGAUUUGGUUCCUGAUAUACGUGUACUGCAUAGAGUCUACUGGAGUUAUUACCCUUGUAUAAGGGCCUUCAGACACUGCAAGCCAGUGGUCCAGGUGGACGGGACUCAUUUGUAUGGAAAAUACAAGGGUUGUUUAUUGGUUGCAGUCUCACAAAAUGGUAAUAACAACAUCGUGCCAAUUGCAUUCGCCAUAGUGGAGGGAGAGACUUCUGACGCAUGGUACUUUUUCCUGAGUAACUUGCAUCAACAUGUGGUGACACGUGAUGGUGUGGGACUCAUCUCUGAUCGACACGAUUCUAUUAGGUCAGCUAUUGAGAGAAGUAAUGGGGCUUGGUCUCUUCCUAGAGCGUUCCAUAUGUGUUGUAUCCGACAUAUUGAAUCCAACUUCUUGAGGAAGUUCAAGGCACCUUACUUGCAGAAGCUCAUAGUCAAUAUUGGAUACUCAAGGACCAUCAGGGAGUACCAGAUGCGCUAUGAACGAUUAAAGGAACGGGGUGAGGCUUACACCAACUGGCUUGAUCGGAUCCCACGUGAGUAG